UCUUGUAGAUUCUAGAAAACUCCGCUCGUUUGCUUUACGCCGGGAAAAAAAACGAGUGCACCGCUUCAUGUCCGUUUCCCCAAUAACAUUUGUAAAGGACAUGCACAAGGCCCACACCUGCUCUAUCUAUCUUUGGCAAAGCUUACCUGGAGAGCUUCGACUGUUUAUCAAGACCUGAUCUAUGUACGACUGUUAGGAACGAUGCUACGUAGGAGUAAAAACUUGAGCUAUGUUCUGAGCCUUGUCCCGGGCAAACGUCGUCUUGGGACGUACAGGUUCCUUCCCAUCUUUUUUUGCAUCGGAGGCGUCAUGGAGUGGAUCAUGAUCAACGUGAGGAUAGGAAAAGAGACUUUUUGUGAGUGUAAAAUGGCAAAUUGGGUUUUUUUUCAGGCAUGGUUUAACUUUAGCUUACGUUAGCAUAUUGGGGACUUC
Micropterus dolomieu (smallmouth bass) is the source of this 432-nucleotide messenger RNA. Its product is annotated as small integral membrane protein 4. The transcript has a single exon. The record is from RefSeq and is a predicted model, not a curated record. The coding region runs from base 202 to 417 and encodes 71 amino acids. Lineage: Eukaryota; Metazoa; Chordata; Actinopteri; Centrarchiformes; Centrarchidae.